GCCCCCCGGUUAUUAUACGCAUUCUAUGGUUUGCUUUUCAAAAGCUUGAACGUUUUUCUACCAACGGCAUGCAGUGCUCGGUUAGCUGUUGGUGGAAACAACAUGAAUCAUUUACUUAUCGAAGAAGACAGCUCAAACCAGUUCAAGCCAUGGUCAUAUUUGAAAAAGCUCGUUUUAAAAGUUGUAUUGAAUGUUGUUUAUCCCAUUUGCAUUAUCGUCCCUUCUGCUUCAAUUGCUAUGAUCUGCUGGAGCAAUGGAUCGGGCAGUUUGCUUACCUGGCAUCUUUUUCUAACGGGAAUAGGCUUUCAUCUAAUCAUGCCCACAGGAAUCUCAUCGCUACGUGUACUACAACCGUUGCUGCCGUUUGCUUCUUGCACCCGUAAAACCAUUCACUGGCUGCUGCAGUCUGUUGCAAGUGCAUGUGUCGUGACAGGUGUGGUGCUACAGUACAUCAAUCGAGAAAUGAAACACAAACACAACCAUUUCGCCACAGUGCAUUCAAUCGUCGGACUGUUAUCGGUAGUGUUAGUCGUCGUCAGUCUGGUUAGCGGCGUGGUCGCUUUGUUGGGAUGGCCAAAGCUGCGCCAAUUUGUUAGGACCGCGUGGUUGUACCGCAUCCAUCGUGCGGUUGGAGCGGCUGGAUUUUCAACGGGUAUGGUCGCUCUUGCGAUUGCAUAUGAGAAGCGUAUUUUUAGGGAGCAUUUUUUCCCAGAAACGCGAUUUGCGCUUACGAUAGCGUUAGGUGUAACGUUGCUGAUACACACAAACACAAACUCGUCGUAACUCGUCGGCUGCAGAUAGAAUGACGCGAGGGCGUAUCGGUUCGGAAACCGGAGGCUUUAGUCGCUCACGUAGCAUCUAGCACACGUUCUACUGAUAAUAAUCGUCCGUAACACCACCGACCAACACAGUGUUAUAAAUGAGUUUAGCUUGUGUCGGUGUUGAUGGAACAGAGGCAAAACAAUCGGACACUUGCCUGUGCCCUUGUUAUCAUCGAUCUAUUGUCCGCGGUACAAAAGCACUGCCCGAUGAUCGUACCGGAUUCAUUUGAAAAGUGGUGCGCGAAAUGGAAACUAUGUGAUACUUGUGCUUAGGUUGUGCAUAUCCGAUUGAUUGGGCUCAUUGAUCGUGUGUCGAAAGUGUUGUAGGAUGUUUAAUGACAAAACAA
This is a messenger RNA of Anopheles merus, 1168 nucleotides long. RefSeq lists its product as uncharacterized. Bases 103 to 783 code for a protein of 226 amino acids. The transcript is spliced from 3 exons. Lineage: Eukaryota; Metazoa; Arthropoda; Insecta; Diptera; Culicidae. The record is from RefSeq and is a predicted model, not a curated record. Gene Ontology annotation, molecular function: transmembrane monodehydroascorbate reductase activity.